GAUCCGAUUCUCCAUAGGAGUAAUAAACCGUCCAUACCAAAAUCCAUUUCAAAGAUGCCAACCAUCUAAACGCAGAGUAUUUAAACACCUGAAACUAAUAGUUCUGCACACAUUCAUUAAGUGCUCAUUAUUUAGAGUCUCAGAUGUUAAAUUAACACAGAAACGGAAUGCCGAGUCAGUUCAAUAGGUUAACGACGACUAAAUAAUUAUUUUUUAUCUUGGAUUAGUUCAAAGAGGUGUCCACUCUCUCCUGUAUUCAGUUCUGGAUUCUCUUCAACAAGCUGAAGCAAUCUAUUAUCAUGUAACACAUAGAUAACUGGACCAUGGUUCAUCUUCGAGCUUCACGCCACAAAUCCUGCUUCCUACGACCAGAUACAGGCCCAUGCAGAGCAGAUAUAAUCCAGUGGUACUAUGACGUGAAGCAAGGCAGAUGUUACCAGUUCUUUUGGGGUGGAUGUCAGGGUAAUGGAAAUAGAUUUGAAAGUCAAAAACAGUGCAUAGAUUAUUGUAAACUCAACACCUCUUUUCCUGCAUGUAAGUAUUUGAUUUUAAACAAGUUACAGUAUAUUAUAUAUAUACAGGGUUAUUUUGCAUUAACCGGCCAAAUUUCCAGAGGAGGUUCAGAAUAGAUAACAUAAGCGAAUGGUGAAAAAAAAAUAAACAAGAAAAAAUUGAAACAUAUUAUCCUUUAUCCCUUUCAGACCGAACUGUACCAAGCGUGCAUUAUCAUAAAAAAAUCUAACGCACGUGGAAUUUCGUUUUACUGUCCCCAUACGGUUUCAAUGGAUUGUGCGUUAAUUUAACUACACAGUGUAAAAUGCAUCGCCGGGCUCGGAGAAGGUAGUGAGGUGUCUAUGAGUGUUCAAGAUGGACAUGGGACGGCAACGGUCGACGUAAGUAGUAAGUAUAUUUUAUUCAAGUUUAAAGUUGUAUCAAUUAUAUUUAAAUAUUUAUUUACAAAUAUAUUUGAAAUUAAAAAUAUUAGACUUCGUAACAGGUCCACAAUAUUAAAACGCACGAUCCUGCGUUGUCGUUUUCAUUUGUAACUAAAAGACGUAAAACUCAUAUAAUUAACAUUUGUAAUAUUUUCAACAGGGCUUUAAGACGACGAUUAGUUGCAAGAUUUGAUCGGAGAUGGGUACCAAUUGGAUCUUGACAUAUUCGAAGAGGAGGUGAAAUCACCUGUUCCUGUUCCCCGACACUUGUUUGGAGAUUCUGUACAAGAGAUACCUAGUGACAAAGGGAGCGACAGUGACUCGGACAUAAAUGUCCAAUUAGCUGAGUGCUUAGUUACUACAAUGUGAGACGAUUAGAAAAACAUACCACUUGCAAACAAAAACUCCAUUGGAAUCAACAAUCGCCGUAUAUCACAAAAUAAAAGAACAAGAAUUUGGAAAGCCACUACAUUUAAUGACGUACCCAAUGAGUAUUCUUCUCGGCUAGGAGGGCAGGAAGUGAAGACUCCAUCAUAGUAUUUUGAAAGAUAUCAUGAUAGUUUUUUUUUAAAUCUCGUAAUUAAAAAUUACAACCGGUUCUUGAUGCUGUCAAAAAUGCUUGUAGAGUUAAUGAAAGGAUUCCUGGCACAAACUCAUUUGACGAACAAAUUAUACCCUUUACGGGUAAAUGAAAGCUACGAGUCUUAGUUAAACCUAGGCCGCUUGGAGUUAAGAAUUCCGUUAUCACAACAAGUAGUGGGCUAAUGCUAGAUUUCGAAAUAUACUAUCCUAACAAUCCUGCCUUUACUAGGCCCUGCUGCUUUCCUGUGUCUAGCAAAUAAUGCAAAGAAUUUUUACGUGGUAGAGGCAUGCUGCAUAUUAGUAGUUUAGUUGUAGCACGAAUGGGUCGGCUCCACCGGGGAAGGACCACGCUCUCACAGAAUACCAGCGUAAAACAGCAGCUUAAAGCUGCUGUGUUUCGUAAGGUGAGUGUAGAGAAUCAGAGACCCUAUUUACUGGAAAUGAGGCAUUCCAUCUUAGUCCUCACGGGUGACAACGCAUCUGCAUUUUGAUUUCUAAUAGAGGAUAGAUGUAGAUGUCUAUGGUCCGCAUAUAGACCACUUACCAUCAGGUGGACUGUGUGCUCCUUUGUCACCCUUAUCCUAUAAAAAAUGCUUCUUCAAAUAGCUGCUUGUAUUUUGAUAGAUAUUUUAAUACAUUGCAUAAAUUACCGCGGUAUAAGCCUUCUCAGCGUCGUCGGUAAAUUGUAUGCGAAAGUGUUAAUUGAAAAAGUUGUGAAUGAAACAGACGAAAAAGUAUGAGAUGCACAAGCGGGAUUUAGAAAGGGAAUGGGAUGUACGGAUCAGGUUUUUUCCUUGCGGUGCAUGACCGAAAAGUGUUUGGCUAAAAACAAGAAGGUUUAUUGCGCGUUCGUGGAUCUAGAAAAGGCCUAUGAUAGAGUGGUGAGGAAUGAAUUGUGGUUGGCACUGUCCGUGAACGGUGUGAGCAGUAUACUCAUUCGAGCAUUACAAUCUCUUUAUAGGGAUUCUAGUGCUUGUGUAAGGAUAAACGGGCAUACACUGAAUGGUUUAAUAUCGAAAAAGGUGUUAGAGAAGGAUCUGUAGCGUCACCGUGGCUGUUUAAUCUGUUCAUGGACAAGCUUGACAGAUUUAAAAGAGAAUGAAAGCGGGUUGAGAAUGCAUGAGUUACUCGUCAAAUGUUUUCUCUAUGCUGAUGACCAAGUAUUACUUGCGUCUUCGGCCGAGGAGUUGCAGGAGAUGGUAACUGCUAUGAGUGGAGCUUUUGUUAGAAAGGGAAUGAAGAUGAAUGUAAGGAAGACGAAAGUGAUGGUGUUUGAAAGAGAUGAGGCAGUGACAGACUGCAAUAUCGUGAUUGGGGAUGAACAAAUUGAACAGGUGAAGGAGUUUGUGUAUUUGGGUUCAAAGUUUACAAGAGAUGGAAAUUGUGAGAGUGAUAUUGAAAGAAGAGUGAAUGCAGGAAACAUGGUGAAUGGAACUUUGCACUCCUUUAUGAGCAGUCGGAAGGUGUCUAAUAAAGCUCGUUUGGCUGUGCAUGAGGGGGUGUUAGUUACGACACUCAUGUACGGAAGUGAAAGUUGGGUGUGGCAGAAGAAACAUGAAAGCAGAAUAAAUGCAGUUGAGAUGAGAGUGUUAAAAAGUAUGAUAGGAGUUAAAGUGAGUGACAGGAUAAAAAAUAGUGAGAUAAGGAAAUGUUGUGGUCUGAAAGAAGAUGUAGGGACAAAAAUUGAGAAAGGUAUGCUGAGAUGGUUUGGCCAUGUCGAGAGAAUGAAUGGAGAACGAUUGACGAAAAAAGUGUAUAAGGCGAGUGUGAAUGAAAGUGUUGGAAGGGGUAGACCUAGGCGGACGUUUCAAGACCAAAUCAGAGACGUCUUGAAAAAAGGCCAGGUCAAGAGUACCCUGAACCGAAGAGCAUGUAUGAAGGGAAUAAUGAAAGUGGACGAAGCGAUACAAGUAUGUGAGGAUCGUAGCAAGUGGGAAGAAGUGGUGUCUGCCUACCCCUACGGGAAAGAGGCGUGAUUAUAUGUAUGUAUGUAUUUUAAUACAAGAAAACAAAGAAAUGGAAAGUAAACGUACUAAUUCAUUUUUUAGACCUUGCAGUUGUAAAAGCUUGGAGAUGGUCUGUGACACGAAAAAAGUCAAGACCAAAGAUUUGCUAUGGUUCAGAGAUGAUUUAGCCGAUGCUCUUAUGGACUGCUGCACGGUUACUUCUCACGAUAUUACGGCGAAUAAAGAGCCCGCAUAAUCUGCGAAAAGGAUUUACAAGAGGUACAGAAUACAGAUCAGCAUUACCGCCAUCUUUCGAUAAACGUUUUGACCAAGUUGGCCAUUUGCCUGUUUUAGAUGAUCUGACAAUGGUAGGAAAUGCAGGCUAGAAAACUGCUCUUCUACCGCAAAAAUAAAAUGCACAAAAUACAAUGUAUAAAUGUGUCUAAUAUUAAAUAAAACUUGUUUGUUUUUUUUUAAAUUUCCUAUAGAGUGAUUACAUAUAAAUUAUAAAUGCUUUAAAAGUAUCUACUAUAUUUAUUAUUUUAUAAUUACUAAGCGCACAAUAUUGCUGUUAACAGUAACAACAAAAAUAAUACACAAUAUAUAAUAAUUUAAAUUCAAUGCGAGAGUUUUUGUUCCUUUUGUGAAAAAUCUUUACCCUUCAUUUGGGCCCCUCGACAAUUUUUGAUACAUAGCCCCUCUAAGGCACGCUACUCCACUAUUUAUGCCAUAAAUCAUUCAAUUUCGGAUAUUUUCAAAUAAAUGUAGAAACUUUAUUUACGCAUAUUUUUCAAAACUGCAAAAAGUGUAUGUCAAUAUUUAUACUUUGAACUCAAUUAUUAAAUUUGGCUGGUCAUUGAAAAAUAACCCUGUAUAUAUAUAUUAGUCACACUACUGGGCAAAGUCUCCUCUCAUCUCUGAGAAGGACAAGGUAGAGUAUGUCGUUUCGACUAAAAAGCGUCUCCGGUUCUCUACACUCACCAUAAGAAACACAGCAGUAUUAUGCUGCUGCCAUUUUACACUACACUGAUAUUCUGUGACAGCAUGGUCCUGCCCUGGCCGAGCCCACCCAUUCGUGCUACAACUAUGAUAUAACUGCAGCAUGGCUCUACCACACCUACAAAGGAAGUAAAUAUACAAUGGGUGGUUUUAUUGAAGAGAGCAAUUUCUUCCAGACUACCAAUAUUUCUACAGUACAGAGAAUAAUACAGAUAAUACGAAAUAGCCAAUUAUUUCCUAAAGCAAUAUCUCAAUGAUAAUUAUGAAAUGGCAUAAGUCUGACACCUGUGUUUAUAAAAGUUUGUAAAUUAAAUUUAUUCGACAAACAGAUAAUUCAUUACUUCAAUAAAUUUCGUGAAAUAUUUAACAAGCAAUUACCUGCUUAAUAUUGCCUGCCUUUAUUAUUGUUGAUGAAUCUUCUUUUUAAUCACAUUAUUUUCUUUUUCAGCGGGGAUACCUCAUUAUUGUUCCUUAUCAUUUAACUAUGGUACUUGCUUCGGCUCGUUCUAUCGAUGGGCUUGGGAUAAACUUACAAAGAACUGUAAACGGUAUAUGUACUCGGGCUGUGGAGGUAACCAGAAUAACUUUCAAACACGCGACGAGUGUUUGAACAACUGUCUGAACCCUUCCAAUAAUACGCUGCAAGGAGUUCACGAAAUAACCACGUGCAUUCCGUUGAAUUUCGCUGAUGCGUGACUAUUGUUAAGAAGUAUAUAUAACAUAUAAGAGU
Parnassius mnemosyne (clouded apollo) is the source of this 5192-nucleotide messenger RNA. NCBI's taxonomy places the organism in Eukaryota, Metazoa, Arthropoda, Insecta, Lepidoptera, Papilionidae. The record is from the annotation of a GenBank genome assembly.